AUGGCGCUUCCCUCCACAUUCCACGAACGACUUCAAGACAUGGAGAACACUAGAAACCAGCGUCUGUCUCUGCUUCAGGCUGAGAAAGAGUUGCAGGCCAGGAAGUCACAGGUUCUUGCUUCAAGACUAGCAAAUAUCAGGUCCAUGGAGCAGAGGUGCUUCCUGCUCGAUAAUAAAGUAUCAUUGAGGAAAUAUAAGAUUCUGGCUCUCAAGUCCGAAAUUGAGAACCUUGAAGGGAAAUUGGAAACUGGAGCUUUUGAGAUGAGGUCUUUGCAGAGUGAAAUAGAGGAGCUCGAGGAAUUGGAGAGGAACAAAGAUAGCUUUUAUGAAACGAAGAGAAUAGAAAUGAAGGAAUUCAAGGACAAUGCGGGGAGAUUUGUGGUGGAAUGUCGAACAGAAGUUGAGAAUUUGAGACAGAGAGUAAAUGAGCUGAGGUCAUCUUUCUUGGAACUUAAGAGGAACAACAGAAAUUCAUGUGAUUCUGAGAUAACUGCUGCUGAAAUGAGAAAGUCAGAACUCGUAGCUGCAAAGGAAAAUUUGGAUAGGAGAUUGGCUUCUAAUUACCAGAUCAAAGCACAGCUCCAAAAACAGCUUCAGAACAUUCUGGUGACCCAAGCUCAAGAGAGAAGCAAACCAUCUCAGCCUAUUGGUGGUCGGAAGGCAAGUCAAUAAACAAAAUUUUGAUCGAGGCUUGCAAAGCAAUGACUAUUGCUUAAAAAUAUAUUUG
Neltuma alba is the source of this 727-nucleotide messenger RNA. RefSeq lists its product as uncharacterized. NCBI's taxonomy places the organism in Eukaryota, Viridiplantae, Streptophyta, Magnoliopsida, Fabales, Fabaceae. Bases 1 to 672 code for a protein of 223 amino acids. The transcript is spliced from 4 exons. The record is from RefSeq and is a predicted model, not a curated record.